Messenger RNA from Xenopus tropicalis (tropical clawed frog), 3341 nucleotides. RefSeq names its product toll-like receptor 13 (gene tlr13). The transcript has 2 exons. The record is from RefSeq and is a predicted model, not a curated record. NCBI's taxonomy places the organism in Eukaryota, Metazoa, Chordata, Amphibia, Anura, Pipidae. Bases 76 to 2922 code for a protein of 948 amino acids. Gene Ontology annotation, biological process: signal transduction. Gene Ontology annotation, cellular component: membrane.
GUUGGCCAAACAGGCAUUAUGUGCCCAUGCCUUCUAGCCUGCCUGGUAAAGCUGUGAAGAGGAUUGUCAGAAACGAUGCCUUUCCAUUGGACUUGCCCAAUUGCUGCCCUGAUGACACUGAUACUUCAGCCUAUAUCAUUUAUAGAAUGUUAUGGUUAUAGGAAGUGCUCUUUGGAGGGGAUUCAUACAGAAUACGCUAACUGUGUAGGACAGAGCGUUGUAACCUUAGCAGAUGCCAUCCAAGAUCUUCCUUAUCAAACACGAGUGUUGAAUAUAUCUGAAAACGAAAUCAGCAAGAUCGAUGGCUACACCUUUUCUCAUCUGCCCAAAUUGCAAGAACUCGUGCUGAGAAAAAACAAAGUCAAUGGAGUGGAUACCUGGGCUUUCCAUAACCUAAACGAUCUUCUUAUCCUUGACCUGAGCUACAAUUUGAUCCAGUCGUUGGACACAGUGGACCUUACAGAUCUCAAACAUCUCCAAAUAUUUGACCUAAGUCACAACAGAAUACACACAAUCCAAAUGGGCACCCUCGGACCUCUAGGAGCUCUACAAGAACUUGAUCUAUCGUUUAAUAAUGUUUCUGAUUUUAGAUCAGUGGCCAAUGCAGUGUCACAGCUGCCAGAUUUUUUAAGACUGAGUUUGUCCUCUAAUUUUAUAACAGAUUUAAAAAGUGAGCAAAGUGUGACUGUCCUCUCGUCUCUACAGUCUUUAAACCUGCGCAACAAUUCCAUUUCUGUCUUGGACUUUACAUUUUACUCCAUGCCUAGUCUUAUAGAGCUCAAUGUCACAAGAAAUAACUUGUCUGCAGUGAACAAGAGCUCUUUCAGCAACUUGCCCAUGUUGGCUAAAGUAACUUUUGAUGAAAACUCUUUAAACAUUUCCCAGUUAUUGGGACUCGUACUCCCCAACCUGACGGAAUUCCAUUGGUCAAGCAUGCGACCGGCUCUCCAGCACGAACUGGUGUCUGCUUGCCAGGUUUUCCAAACAUUCCCAAAACUGCAGCUGUUGGAUAUCAAACAUUCCAAAAUCGCAGUCACUAACCUAUCUAUCAUUGGUAGGUGCACUAACCUGACUUCACUCAUUCUUUCGACAUCUCCUCUCCCCAGACUCCAAGAAAAGGAUCUACAAGACUUUAAGUACCUUGAGGUCCUUUACCUUGACAAGUGUAAACUACGGAGAAUUGCUAAUAGCUCAUGGAGGGGUCUCAAUAAUCUUCAUACCCUGAUACUUGAACGAAAUCAGCUUUCAGAUCUAGAAGAUAAAUUGUUCUCCCCGUUGACCAGCCUUCAGUAUUUGGACCUAUCGAAGAACUACUUGACGCACCUUAAUGAAAAGGCAUUUUCUGGCCUCAGACGUCUAAACUACCUCAGUCUCAAAGGAUGUAAAAUAACAGCUGCAACAAGGAACAAUUUCAGGUACUUCUCAAACCUCCGUGUCUUGGAUUUGCAAGACAACAGUAUAUCAUUAAUCAAGUCCAAUGCCCAUAUCUACCUUAGAAAGUUAGAAACACUUUUGCUGUCAGGGAACAAAAUAUUAACAAUACAAAAAAAUGGUUUGAAAGGCCUCGUCUCCCUUAAGGAACUUUCACUGGCCAACAAUAAUAUAUACAAAAUCACUGAUAAUACUUUUAAAUUUGUCAAAUCGCUCAGGAGUUUGGAUCUAAGCAGAAACCAGCUGUGGCCGCUGCACAAAUUUCAAUCUCCCACCCCAUUUCUCAAUCUCACGCAACUGGAAUAUUUGGAUGCCAGCUAUCAGGCAGAAGGCAAUAUUUAUAUUCCUGCCUCAUUAUUUCAAGGUCUACAGUCUCUUAAAGUUCUAAGGCUCCAAGGAAACCCAAGUGCAUUUUUUAGAAACGUAUCAUUUGAGUUUCUUUUGAAUUUGACAGAAUUAGACAUAUCAGCCACAGUCUAUACAAUGACAGACCCUCCAAUUAGUUUUGAGAAAGAAUUAUUUAAAAAGCUUGGUCAACUUAGGAAUCUUACACUGGACAACAAUGGGAUCCAGUUCCUUCCAGAAGACGUAUUUACCAAUGUGCCCAUGUUGGAACACAUAUCUUUAAGGUACAACAGACUGACCAACAUCAGUGAAGAUAUACUUAAAAAUGUGCCUAACUUGAAUUAUUUUGACAUGUACAUGAAUACUCUUUCCUGCUCCUGUGACAACUACUGGUUCCAGAACUGGUCUAAAUGUAACACGGAGGUCCAGAUACCCUUUAUUCAGUCAUAUAAAUGUUUUGGCCUGGAAGCAAAUGAAAUGCUCUUUGAAAAUCAAGACUUCAGUUUUUGCACCAAUACUGGCUACUACUUUUUUCUUGGGAGUUUCAUAAUAACAUUUUCUUUGUUGACUGUGAAUCUUCUUGUGGUCAAGCUCAAAUGGACUGUAAGGUAUAUGUAUUGUAUGUUAGAAGUCUGGUUUAGGUGGAAGCUCGAGACGACAGAUAAAGUGCACAAGUACGACGCUUAUAUUUCUUACUGCGAAGAUGAUGAGAUAUGGGUAGUGGAAAAGUUAUUGCAUAUGUUGGAAGAACAAGGCCAGCGUAAAUUUAAGCUGUGCUUCAAGCCUAGAGACUUUGUUCCAGGAAUCUACCAUCUUGACAACAUUCAGGAUGCUAUCAGUAACAGCCGGAAGACUUUGUGUGUGGUCAGCAGGAAGUAUUUGGAAAGCGAAUGGUGCAGAGAGGAGAUGCAAUUGGCAUGCUCGUGGGCCUUCUCCUAUAAAGAAGAUGUCCUUCUUAUGGUGUUUCUUGAAGAGAUUCCAGAAUACAGACUUUCUGCCUACCACAAACUGAGAAAGCUGAUAAAGCAAAACACAUACAUUGACUGGCCUGAAGACCCCCGAGGAGAAGAAGUCUUUUGGCUUAAGCUCCGCCAAGCAUUGGAUGGUGGGGUGUGUGAAGAAAAUAACAUUCAGUUGUGUGACUGACUGAACUGUUACAGUGGUUUUGAAAAACUGGUUAUUAUCUAUAAAACCAGAUUGAAUGGAAAGAAUCACCACUGAACAAGAACCAAAGAGUGUCAGAACUGGCCCUUUUGGAUCUCAUGUCUAAAUAACGUGUUGGUGUAGCUGUUUGUAGGAGUUUGAUUUCUCUCUCCUUCUCUCGUUACAUAUACUGUAUAUGUAUAUACUGUAUGUCUGUCUUUGUAUAAAAAGGUAAGAGCCCUCUUUGGACUUGGUAAUGGUAAUAGAAGGAAUAAAGAGCUCCCUCCUGUGGCCAUGGGAUGCUGGAAUACUCAGUUACCUUUACCAAGCAGUAACAAUACUGACUUUGUUAUUAUUAUUAACAUUUAUUUAUAAAGCGCCAACAUAUCCCACAGCGCUGUACAAUAAGUGGGUUUCAUACA